GCGGCACCGGAAGUGGCCGGCGGGGAUCAGCCUUUAAGAUGGCGUCUCCUCAGGGGGGCCAGAUUGCGAUCGCGAUGAGGCUUCGGAACCAGCUCCAGUCAGUGUACAAGAUGGACCCGCUACGGAACGAGGAGGAGGUCCGAGUAAAGAUCAAAGACUUGAAUGAGCACAUCGUCUGUUGCCUGUGCGCAGGGUACUUCGUGGAUGCCACCACCAUAACAGAGUGUCUUCAUACGUUCUGCAAGAGUUGUAUUGUGAAGUACCUCCAAACCAGCAAGUACUGCCCCAUGUGCAACAUCAAGAUCCACGAGACACAGCCACUGCUCAACCUCAAACUGGACCGGGUCAUGCAGGACAUCGUGUACAAGCUAGUGCCAGGCUUGCAAGACAGUGAAGAGAAACGGAUCCGAGAAUUCUACCAGUCCCGAGGCUUGGACCGGGUCACCCAGCCCAGUGGGGAAGAGCCAGCCCUGAGCAACCUUGGCCUCCCCUUCAGCAGCUUCGACCACUCAAAAGCCCACUACUAUCGCUAUGAUGAGCAGCUGAGCCUAUGCCUGGAGCGGCUGAGUUCUGGCAAAGACAAGAAUAAAAGCAUCCUGCAGAACAAAUAUGUCCGAUGUUCUGUUAGAGCUGAAGUUCGCCAUCUCCGGAGGGUGCUCUGUCACCGCUUGAUGCUAAAUCCCCAACAUGUGCAGCUCCUUUUUGACAAUGAAGUUCUCCCUGAUCACAUGACCAUGAAGCAGAUAUGGCUCUCCCGCUGGUUCGGCAAGCCAUCCCCUUUGCUUUUACAAUACAGUGUGAAAGAGAAGAGGAGGUAGGGGCCAAGCCCCCACCUAUCCCUCUGCCCUUCCCUCCCCAGAUAUUUAUGUGAAAUUAACCUUGGCUUUAUUUUUUGAAAUAAAAAUUUUA
Messenger RNA from Lagenorhynchus albirostris (white-beaked dolphin), 909 nucleotides. It is a transcript of the gene PCGF1, whose product is annotated as polycomb group ring finger 1. Lineage: Eukaryota; Metazoa; Chordata; Mammalia; Artiodactyla; Delphinidae. Gene Ontology annotation, biological process: negative regulation of transcription by RNA polymerase II. Gene Ontology annotation, cellular component: PRC1 complex. Gene Ontology annotation, molecular function: promoter-specific chromatin binding. The record is from RefSeq and is a predicted model, not a curated record. The transcript is spliced from 9 exons. Bases 39 to 818 code for a protein of 259 amino acids.